Molecule: messenger RNA, 927 nt
Organism: Jaculus jaculus (lesser Egyptian jerboa)
Lineage: Eukaryota; Metazoa; Chordata; Mammalia; Rodentia; Dipodidae
Gene: Il2ra
Product: interleukin 2 receptor subunit alpha
Exons: 8
Coding region: 38-868 (276 amino acids)
Biological process (GO): inflammatory response
Molecular function (GO): interleukin-2 receptor activity; interleukin-2 binding
Source: RefSeq, a predicted model, not a curated record
ACUUGCUCCCUGCCCGGGGUGAGCCCAGGGCCGGGGGAUGGAGCGGCGCUGGCUGGUGCUGGGACUGCUCGCGGCCACCUGGGCGCCCGCACCUGCCCGGGGGACAGAGAUGUGUCUGUAUAAUCCUCCUGAGGUCCGCUAUGCCACAUUCAAAGCCCUUGAGUACAAGAAUGGCACCAUGCUAAACUGUGACUGCAAGACGGGUUUCCGCAGAGUGAACAGGCUCUCCUACAUGACCUGCUUGGGAAACUCAUCCUGGAACGACGAGUGCCGCUGCGUCAGCCUCUCCAAGGCCAGCACGGGAAGACAAGUCUCAGCGGCUCGCGAAGACCCGCACAGGGAACCGGCAGCGGCGCAGAAGGCAGCCCCGCCCGAGGCGCGCGCGCCCCCGCCGGAACUCUCCUCUCCUCUUCCAGGUCAGUGCAGGGAGCCCCCGCCAUGGGACCAUGAAGGGAGCGAGAGAACCUACCACUUCGUGCUGGGACAGACGGUGCACUACCAAUGCUUGCCAGGGUACAGGGCCCUGCGGAGAGGCCCGGCCACAAGCCUCUGCAAGAUGAUCCGAGGGUCGACCACGUGGACUCAGCCGCAGCUCAGGUGCACCGACGAGCGGAGGCACCCUGGGCCUCCAGGCGAAGAAGAAGCUGCAGCGAGCCCAGAUCCUCCCGCGGAGAGUGCGACUCCUCGGGCUGUCACCACCACAGACCCCCAGCCGCGCACAGAAGCAGCCAGCCCCGCGCAGACGUUCCUACUAGCCGUGGAGCAUCAGGUAGCAGUGGCCGGCUGUGUGUUCCUGCUGAUCGGCAUCCUCCUCCUGAGCGGGCUGACCUGGCAGUGGCGGAGGGCGAAGAGGAGAAGACCCACCUAGGGCAGGAAGCGGGCUGGACGGCGACAGCAGCCCAGAGCCGUCGUGGGGCGGCCUGAAGC